AUGCCUGUCUCAGUCGGAAUCAACGGCUUUGGCCGUAUCGGAAGAAUUGUGUACCGAAAUGCCGUCGAGCACGAUGACGUCCACGUUGUGGCUGUCAACGAUCCUUUCAUCGAGCCCAAGUACGCCGCAUACAUGUUGAAGUAUGACAGCACACACGGUCAAUUCAAGGGCACAAUCGAAGUCAAGGGUGACUCCUUGAUUGUCAACGGCAAGGAGGUCAAGUUCUACAUGAAGAAAGAUCCCGCCGAGAUCCCAUGGUCCGAGACCGGUGCACAAUACAUUGUCGAGUCCACUGGUGUCUUCACCACCACCGAGAAGGCCUCUGCCCACUUGAAGGGCGGUGCGAAGAAGGUGGUCAUCUCGGCCCCUUCUGCUGAUGCCCCUAUGUUCGUCAUGGGUGUCAACAACAAGGAAUACAAGUCCGACAUUCCAGUCAUCUCCAAUGCCUCCUGCACAACCAACUGCCUUGCACCUCUCGCCAAGGUCAUCAACGACACUUUCGGCAUGAAGGAAGGCCUCAUGACCACCAUCCACUCGUACACCGCUACCCAGAAGACGGUCGAUGGCCCAUCUGCCAAGGACUGGCGAGGUGGCCGAACUGCUGCCCAGAACAUCAUUCCCAGCAGCACCGGUGCAGCCAAGGCUGUCGGCAAGGUUAUUCCAUCUCUCAAUGGAAAGCUGACCGGCAUGUCCAUGCGUGUUCCUACCUCGAACGUCUCCGUCGUCGAUCUUACCUGCGUUCUCGAGAAGCCUGCUACUUACGAUGAGAUCAAGAAGGCCUUGAAGGAUGCUUCGGAAGGCGAACUCAAGGGCAUUCUCGCAUACUCCGAGGACGACCUCGUCUCCAGUGACUUGAAUGGAGACCCGCACUCGUCCAUCGUCGAUAGCAAGGCUGGUAUCGCUCUCAACGACCACUUUGUUAAGCUUGUGUCCUGGUACGACAACGAGUGGGGUUACUCCCGCCGUGUUCUGGACCUUUUGGCGUACAUCGCUAAGGUCGAUGGAAACGCUUAA
Exophiala xenobiotica is the source of this 1014-nucleotide messenger RNA. RefSeq names its product glyceraldehyde-3-phosphate dehydrogenase. Gene Ontology annotation, biological process: glucose metabolic process. The transcript is spliced from 6 exons. The coding region runs from base 1 to 1014 and encodes 337 amino acids. NCBI's taxonomy places the organism in Eukaryota, Fungi, Ascomycota, Eurotiomycetes, Chaetothyriales, Herpotrichiellaceae. The record is from RefSeq and is a predicted model, not a curated record. Gene Ontology annotation, molecular function: NAD binding; oxidoreductase activity, acting on the aldehyde or oxo group of donors, NAD or NADP as acceptor; NADP binding.